AUGGAACACAUAUCUGCCUCGUCCCUGAAUUCUCUUCCGGAGCGAAUCGCCUACCUUUCAUCCUUUUUAUCACUCACAUCCUCGGACACAGAAGCACUUCUUGCGGCCAAACCACUUAUCGCUCCACUGAUACCCACAAUUCUAGAUGCUGUGUAUACUAAGCUAUUAAGCUACGAUAUCACCGCUCAAGCAUUUGUGCCGAAGAACACAGAUUAUGAGGGUGAAACGGUGAAAAAUGUGCAGGAAUUGACUAUGGAGCAUCCUCAGAUCGCCUUGAGGAAGGAUUUCUUGAAGGCAAGAUCCAAUCAACUUCUUGCUCCAAUCAGAUUCCCUCUCUCUAUUCAGUACAAGAGCUUGAGAGGGACGAGUAACUACCUCGUCCGACUCGUCAGCACCCCCGAUUUAUCCCCCACCUCCUCCUUCUGGACCUACCUCAACAAUGUUGGCAUCCUCCACACCGGCCGCCCCGGCUUCAAACACCGGCAAAACCGUCCAGAACUACACGUCGCAUACAUCCACAUGUCUGUGCUCCUGGGCUACGUGACUGAUAUCGUGAUUGGCGCUGUUCUUGGGCUGGAGGGUGUGGACCUCGAGAUGAAGGGGAGGGUGUUGAGGGCUGUUAAUAAAGUUAUUUGGAUUCAAAAUGAUCUUAUGGCUAGACAUUAUAUUCCUGGUUCUGGGGAUCAGGAGACGGAUGUUAAGCUGUCCAUGGGAGGUGAGGGUGGUGGAUGUCCUUUUAAGGGGUAG
This is a messenger RNA of Glarea lozoyensis ATCC 20868, 747 nucleotides long. RefSeq lists its product as uncharacterized. NCBI's taxonomy places the organism in Eukaryota, Fungi, Ascomycota, Leotiomycetes, Helotiales, Helotiaceae. Gene Ontology annotation, molecular function: oxygen binding; heme binding. The record is from RefSeq and is a predicted model, not a curated record. Bases 1 to 747 code for a protein of 248 amino acids. The transcript has 5 exons.